AACUUGGAAGAGCUGGACCUCAGCUUGAACCCCUUGGGUGACGGCAGCGCCCAAUCUCUGGCCUCGCUGCUCCGGGCUUGCCCCCUCUUGGGCACCCUCCGAUUGCAAGCCUGCCGCCUUGGCGCCACUUUCCCGGAGCCUCACUCUCUGCUGCUGGCCGAGGCCUUGAAAGGUCCGGCACACUCCGUGCCAGCCAGCUGGUUUUCGCACACGCACGUGGGCGCCAGCAACCGGAAGUUGAUGCGUGCUGGGGAGCUGCUCUUCCCGGGGAGGGCUGGACUAGAUGACCUCCCAAGGCCCCCCUCCCCAACUCUUUCUUAUCCCUACGUUUCCCCCCUCGCAGGAGCUGUGCACCUCAAGAGGCUCGCUCUGUCCCACAACGCCCUGGGCUCCCGGGGGCUCGGGGUGGUGCUGGAAAGCCUGCCCUUCGAAUCGCUGACCCACCUGGAGGUGGGCUCCCUGGAACCCAGGCCGGGGGACCGGCCACAGCUGAGGGACACCCUGGUCAGAUACCUGAGGCAGGAAGGCUGCGCCUUGACCCACCUGGGACUCUCUGGGAACCACCUGGACGACAACGACGUAUCCGAGCUCGCCAGGAGCCUCCUCGCUUGCCCGUCCUUAGCCUCGCUGGACCUGUCCGCAAACCCGGCCAUCAGCAUCCUUGGUCUCCGGACGCUCUUGGUCACCCUGGAGGAGCGGAAGCGGGGACUCCAGUCCCUUAACCUGGCCGGCUGUGCUGUCCGUGGCCCCUUGGAGACCGCCACGUGGGCGAAGCUCUCCUCCCUGGUGGGUCAGCUGCAACUCUGCAGCCGGCAGCUAAGCAGGAGCGACCAGCGGGACGUGGCCCAGCUCUGGCGCACCCCGGCCGACGCCUCCCUUCGUUCCGUCACCCGCCACCACAAACUCUUCUGCCAGAGCCUGUAGCCCAGGCG
Messenger RNA from Notechis scutatus (mainland tiger snake), 932 nucleotides. The record is from RefSeq and is a predicted model, not a curated record. NCBI's taxonomy places the organism in Eukaryota, Metazoa, Chordata, Lepidosauria, Squamata, Elapidae.